This is a messenger RNA of Vespa mandarinia (Asian giant hornet), 2053 nucleotides long. RefSeq names its product tRNA splicing endonuclease subunit 2 (gene Tsen2). Gene Ontology annotation, biological process: tRNA splicing, via endonucleolytic cleavage and ligation; tRNA-type intron splice site recognition and cleavage. The record is from RefSeq and is a predicted model, not a curated record. Gene Ontology annotation, cellular component: tRNA-intron endonuclease complex; cytoplasm. Gene Ontology annotation, molecular function: tRNA-intron lyase activity; nucleic acid binding. Lineage: Eukaryota; Metazoa; Arthropoda; Insecta; Hymenoptera; Vespidae.
GUCAAUAAAACAGGAAUCUACUAUUAUCUAAUUACUUUUAGAAAAUUAUAAGUAUAUUCAAAAAAUUCAACAUGGUUAUGCUUUAACUCAUUUAAAAAAGGCAUAUUAUAGAAAGUACAAGUUAGGCAUUCGCAUAAUGUUAGAUAUUUCAAUUAUUGAAGGCAUACAUCUAUAUUAUAUGACUUAGAAUGUUAGUGUGACAUCAAAAUUGUUCAUAUGAAGUUAGACAUUGAACGUUUUGCUCUGAACAAUGUAUAUAUAUAUAUGUUCAUGAAAAAUGGGCGCUCAGAUAUGAAGAGCUUAUCGUGCAUCGUAAAUGUUCCAUACAUCAGCCUCGAUUUAUUAGCAAUGAUUUUUAUCCACGGAAAGCACAUUAUUAUACGAGCGUGUCAAAACGAAAGAAUUACACAUUCUUUCUUAUUGCCAUUCAUAAAAGUUAGAAAGUAAUAUACAUACAAUAUGAAUUUACGAGAACCAAAAAAGAAACAAAAGGCAAGAGUACAAAAUAAAUCUUCUCUACCAAUUGCAUUAAAUGAAGCAGAAUGGGUUGUUUAUACAGCUUAUCUUACAGACAUUGGAUCUUGCAUUACUGAUUCAGAUGAAAUUACAGCAGUACAUUCCAUGGGAUUUUUUGGUAAGGGUUCUUUAUCACGAAGCUAUCCAUCAUUUGGAAAAGCUCGAUAUGGAGCACCACCUCUUAUUAGAAAUAGGCAAUGGGUUCGUCGACAAGAGUGGUUACAAGAAGUUAAAUUACUUGACAAUGAAUUCUAUAGAGAUAAUAGUCAUAAUGAAAACUCUAUAAAAUCUAUGACAAAUGAUAAUUGUGUUGAUGAUAUAUCAAGUCAAUCUACAGAUACAAAGAAAAGAGAAGUAAUAGAAUCAUUCAAUAAUGAAAAAAAACAUGAAGAACCAGAUAUCAUGGAAAUUGAUAUGAAUAUACCUAAUAUGUCAAAAAAUAAAGACAGCAAACAAAUAAUCAAUGAUAAUGAAUUCUAUGAAAUAGUUCCUUGUUCUUCUGAAGAAGAUGUAUGUGUAAUUAUUAAUAAACAAUCUGAAAAAGACAUUGACAAAUCGGUUGUUAAAGAAAGUGAUGAAAAAGAUUUAGAAGAUCAACAUAUAGAUUUGAAUAAUCCAGGCAAUCGUAAUUCAGUAAUAGCAAGUAUGCAUAUUGAAAGAGGGAAAAAUGAUAUACAAGGAAAGUUAUUAAUUCUGCCAGACAGUGAUUCCGAAACAGAAAAUUAUCUAGAAAAUAUUAAACCAAGAAUUGAAUCUGAAAGCUUUCCAGUCAGGGAAUCUCUACAUAUGACUUUUGAAGAAACCUUUUUCCUUAUGUUUGGUUUAGGUUGUCUGCGACUAAUUCAUUUUGAUAGUACUUUAAUGGAUAUUAAUAGUGCUUGGUUAUAUUUUUGCAAGGAAGAUAAAAAUUUUAUACAAAAAUAUGUUGUAUACCAUUAUUUUCGAAGUAAGGGUUGGGUAGUUAAACCAGGCCUUAAAUAUGGAGGAGACUUUUUAUUGUACAAACAAGGACCACCAUUUUAUCAUGCCUCUUAUAUAGUAAUAAUAGAUGUUGUGGAUGCAGAUUUAUUGACCUUAAUUCCCAGUAAAUGUAUUCGAAAGAUGACCUGGAGUAACUUAUUUGGAUUAGAUCGCUUAGCUGAAAGUGCUGCUAAGGAAAUAUUAUUUGCACAAGUUUUGUGGCCUUCAUCAAUAUCUUUGAAUUCUGGCCCUCCCAGUCCACAUAUGCUAUCUGAAUUCACAGUGAGAGAAUUAUUAUGGAGGCGAUGGAACCCAAAACAAAAUCAAGAUGUAAUAAUUGUAGAAGAAGAAGAUGAUGAAGAUUCGUGUUAAAAGCAGUCAAUAUAUAAUUUAUUUAAAAAUAUCUGAUUACAAAAAUAAAAAUCUGUAUUUCUAUCAUUUGUUUUUUAUAAAUUAAAUAUUACUUUAUAGAGCUUAUAAUAAAUGCAAUUUGAACAAUAUGUUUAUACUUAUGAAUAAACUCGUUUAAUACUUUUUAUUAAGUUAUAAAAUAUCUUUAAGUAAGUUAAUGUAUUGU